Nymphaea colorata (pocket water lily) is the source of this 852-nucleotide messenger RNA. RefSeq names its product protein GET1. Gene Ontology annotation, biological process: tail-anchored membrane protein insertion into ER membrane. The coding region runs from base 72 to 638 and encodes 188 amino acids. The record is from RefSeq and is a predicted model, not a curated record. Lineage: Eukaryota; Viridiplantae; Streptophyta; Magnoliopsida; Nymphaeales; Nymphaeaceae. The transcript has 7 exons.
AGUUCGCACGCCAGCUUGCCCAUUCAUAGGCGAACGCCCGGAACCAACGCCCGCCAUGGAGGCAGACAGAGAUGGACCAGAAUCAGGCGUUCAAGAACGGGUUCGCCGCUCCCGUCAUCUUCUUCCUCAUCCUCUCUCUCGAGUUGCUCACUGCAAUUCUAAACUACCUCAAGAAGAGAGGAACGAGGAAUGCUAGGCAAAUACAGUUGAAACAAGAAAUAAAGCAACUUUUGAAAGAGGCAGGUUCAUUAUCAUCGCCUUCAACUUUUGCACAGGCUGCUAAACUCAGGAGGGCAGCAGCAGCAAAGGAGAAGGAACUCGCACAAUAUCAGGAAUCACGUUCAAAGGAUAAAAAGCAGUCACCAGAUUUCUACUUGGGUAAAAUCAAAAUUGUAAAGGGUGUAAUAUAUGUUGGACUAAUUUGGUGGUUCUGGAGCACCUCAGUUGCAGUCAUUCCUGCUCAUCUUUUGCAGCCUCUUGGAAAGCUGUUAUUCUGGGGUGGCGGUAAUGCAGCUGGCAAUACCAUUCGGGUUGGCAUAAUUCCGUGGUUGGUAGUAACAAACAGAGUGAGUGAAUUUGCCAUCCGCAAGUUGGCAGUGGUUGCCAUUGCACACCUAAAUCGUUCCCAAACAUCUUAGUUGCAAGAUUUAGGCUGUCUACAGUCUCAGGCGGCCCUCACCAUCGGGAGCAAUUCAGGAGCAGAGAUGCAUUUGCUAGUCUAUGCUUUAUCUACAAAACCUGCUCAUGUGUGCUUUAAAUUUUUUGAUUUUUUCAGAGAAAGAUAUAAUUUUGUUCAGUGUGAUAGGUAAGGUGUUCUAAAUGAGAACCUGUUCGCAUAUGGUUGUUGGUUUA